Molecule: messenger RNA, 246 nt
Organism: Prunus armeniaca (apricot)
Lineage: Eukaryota; Viridiplantae; Streptophyta; Magnoliopsida; Rosales; Rosaceae
Source: the annotation of a GenBank genome assembly
AUGACUGGCAGUCGAAGACGGUUGGAGCUGUGGUGGCUAAGAAGAGGAGAGAGUCAUCUGCCCGGGCGAAGAGCUCUUCUGCGACGUCAGUGGCUGAUCCCAAGGUGGAUAAGUCCAGCCCUGAAAAGGAUGCAGGUGGUGGAAAAUGUCGCGGAUCUGACAGGUAGAGCUGUUGAGAGCAUCGCUGAUCAUGCGGAUGCGGAAAAGACUGCAGAUCAGGGAUCUCCUGCUAGCAUCUCAGAGUAG